This is a messenger RNA of Laetiporus sulphureus 93-53, 670 nucleotides long. RefSeq lists its product as uncharacterized. The transcript has a single exon. The record is from RefSeq and is a predicted model, not a curated record. Bases 129 to 443 code for a protein of 104 amino acids. NCBI's taxonomy places the organism in Eukaryota, Fungi, Basidiomycota, Agaricomycetes, Polyporales, Laetiporaceae.
GUCACAAGCUGAGCUGGAGUUUCAUUAUAAAGUAAUACAUGACGGCCGAAGUUGUCAGAUGCUGCUUGUCCCUCCCUUACUCUACCCGUCAUUGCUUGGAUUGUAUUCAUUGACGGCCUAUAUCGCAAAUGUCGGUGACUAGCUCAUCGUCCUCCCGGUCUAUGUCUCCGUGGAGGUUCUCUUCGGGCCCGUCUUCCCGUGCUCCAUCUCCUCGCGUUCCAUCUCCUCCUUCGCCGCCCUCUCCUUUGAGUCCGUUACGUCUGCCGCCGCCGCCAACGAGGGAACUGCCUCCGCGACACCCGGUGUUUUACCUGGAGGAUAACUUAGCCAUAUUUGAGGUUGGUGCCACUGACACCUUAUGGGCACAACGUCUCGAGCUAGUCAUGCCUUGUGAAUUGCGCAGGUGGACGGUGCCCUAUUCAAGGUCCAUCGUUAUUUCUUAGCUCGAGAGUCGGAUUUCCUACGCGCCAUGUUUCAAUUGCCCUCUGGCGAGGCUGCCGCAGAGGGCCAGACUGACGACACGGCGAUCCCACUGCAUGAUGUCACUCGGCGCGAGUUUGAAAGCCUACUAGCAUUCUUGUAUAACAGGUGAGUGGAAGUGCACUUCUUCACUUCGCUCCAACGUCUCAUUGUAGCCGCACAGCAUGCACGAAGACGGAAAGCUUACCCU